Messenger RNA from Rhodotorula graminis WP1, 2235 nucleotides. RefSeq lists its product as uncharacterized. Gene Ontology annotation, biological process: regulation of proteolysis; proteasome-mediated ubiquitin-dependent protein catabolic process. Gene Ontology annotation, molecular function: ubiquitin protein ligase binding. Bases 4 to 2235 code for a protein of 743 amino acids. Gene Ontology annotation, cellular component: cytoplasm. Lineage: Eukaryota; Fungi; Basidiomycota; Microbotryomycetes; Sporidiobolales; Sporidiobolaceae. The transcript is spliced from 11 exons. The record is from RefSeq and is a predicted model, not a curated record.
GCCAUGGCCUCGGCUGCCAGCGCCGCAAGAGCAGUAGCAGCACCAUCACUCGACACCUCGGAAUUCCUCGAGACCCGCUCUGUCCAGCUCGAGUGGAAGGUCAGCAACCUGCGCCAGCUCUUCGACCAGACCAAGGGCGACACCAAGAGCAAGUGCAUCAAGUCGGCCCUGUUCGACCAGUCGCGCUGGCAGAUCUUCCUGUACCCGAACUCGGGCAACGACCAGUACCUGUCGAUCUACCUGUCGUGCGAGCCGACCGUCGCCGAGAAGGAGCGCGCGCUAGCCGAGCAGCCGUCGCUGUCGGCCAACGACGGCGCUCACGCGCACCCGGGCGGCAAGGAGAAGGAGCGCGUGCCGUGGCGACGGGACGGCAAGUAUCUCUUCACGUUUGAGGUCCGCUCGGUCGACCGCCGGGUCACGUUCAAGCAGCUCGAGUCGGAGAAGCCGCACACGUUCUGGUACCGCGAGCGCAACUGGGGCUAUGCGAGCUACCUGACUCGUAACGCGGCGUUCUACAACAACCCCAACACGCGUGCAGCAGAUGCCUUGUUGAUCGUGUGCACGAUCGUGUCCGCCCCGACCCUCCCCUCGAACCCUCCGCUCCCGCACCUCCUUGUCCCCAAGACGCUCAUCCACGCCUACGCCUCGCUGUUCGACGACCCGGACUACUCGGACGUCGUCUUCCGCAUCCGGCCAGACCGGCUCGACGGCGGGUCGGGCCCGAGGAGGAGGGAGAAGCGGCUGUACGCGGCCAAGAAGGUCCUCGCCGGCAGGAGCGAGUACUUCGACACGAUGUUCUCGUCGGCCUUUUCCGAGGCGACCCUGACCCGCCCGUCGACCUCGCGCCGCGACUCGCGCCCGACCCCGACCACCACCAGUACGGCGCCUCACCCUCUACGCUCUUCCGACAGGCUCCUCGACGCGCCGAGCGAGAGCGACGAGGACGACCUUGACGAGUCGGACGACGGCUGCGACGAGGACGACGACUCGGGCAUCGACGAGAGCGACGAGGACGACCCGAGCCUGGACGACGAUCGUGCCGCGAGCACGCACGAGGGCAGCAGCCCCGCAGCUCGCUCGCUGGGCGCGACCGUCGCCCUGUCGACCCCGCCCCGGCCACCUCCGGCCCAACUCGCGGCCGCCUCCUCCUCAGCCGCACCCGCACCCCUCGUCAACGCGCAUCCCGCCGCAUCACCUCGUCGGCCCGAGGCGCCACGUCGCUCCCGCACGUCGUCGAUGGAGGAGCCGUCGGACGACGAGCGCUCGCCGCCGCCGCCGGCCGCGAGCGGGGACGGCACCUCGUCGGCGCAGGACCCGGGUGCAGCGCGUGGCGAUGGCGACGAGGACGAUGGGGAGGAGGACGACGACGACGAGGAGGAAGACGAGGAGCCGCAUGACCGGCCGUCGACGCCGCGAGGGGGCACGAGCCGGUUUGUCGACGCGCCGACGAGCGCGCCGGCGAGCCCGGCGCGGGCGAUGCGGGUCGAGCCGAGGAAGGCGGCGAGGCAGUCGACGAGGGGCGCGAGGGGGGACGACAGGCCAAGGUUUGAGGUCGUCGUGACGGACGCGGCGUACUCGACCUUCCGCGCCCUGCUCCACUUCCUGUACACCGACUCGAUCUCGUUCUCGCCCCUCGCUUCGACCUACUACAUCGCCAAGGACCACGCCUCGUCGUCGGGCCUCCCCUUCCCUUACGCCUCUCGGCGCGCCUUCCUUGCCGCGCAGGCGCCCUCGCCCUCGCCGUCGCUCGCCGUCGACGGGCACGCCGGCGGCGCCGGCAGCGUCAAGAGCGCGCAGGUCGGGCCCGCAAGCGCAAAGGCCAUCUACCGCCUCGCGGACAAGAUGGGCCUCGUCGAGCUCAAGGAGCGGGCGUACGACCACGUCGUGUCGAGCUUGACGGCGCAGAACAUCGUGUACGAGGUGUUUGGGUCGUUUUCGAGCCGGUUCGACGAGAUCCGGCGCGUCGAGGUCAACUUUCUCCUCGAGAAGUGGAACGAGGUGCGCGCCGGCCCGCAGAUGCGCAAGGUGUUCGAGUACUUGCGCUCGCCGUCGCGGUUCCCGGGCUUCGAGGACGUGUGGCUCGACCUUGUGCAGAACCUCGAGGUGCGCGUGCCGCCUCCUGCCGCGCUGUCGCCGGCGGGUGCAGGUGCCGACACGGCGUCGCACGGCGCGUGCGGGUCGGGGAGGGGCGGCGAGGGCGGCGAGCAGAGCCAGGGCGAGGGAGGACGGUCGUGA